Triticum turgidum subsp. durum (durum wheat) is the source of this 282-nucleotide messenger RNA. NCBI's taxonomy places the organism in Eukaryota, Viridiplantae, Streptophyta, Magnoliopsida, Poales, Poaceae. The record is from the annotation of a GenBank genome assembly.
AUGAUGGGCUGGACGACAAGGUGGAGAUCCUGGACACACAGAGGGGCUACCAAACCGGUGCUGCAGCAACAACGACUUCGCAGCCCAUACAGGAGGAUGAUACGGUGUACUACUCCAUUCUUCAUCGAUUCUCUGUCCCCUUUUACUUGUAGUACAGCCCGCCCAUCUCAGAAUAUUCUAGGACAUCGACCGAACUGUCAUUUAUAUACCACGCGACGUUCCUGUUCAAAAAGUAAGACGGUAGCUUCAGGUUUGUAUAUAAAGCAUCUAUGUCCAGUUUGA